Psilocybe cubensis is the source of this 1593-nucleotide messenger RNA. RefSeq names its product putative transporter. The transcript is spliced from 20 exons. Gene Ontology annotation, molecular function: transmembrane transporter activity. Lineage: Eukaryota; Fungi; Basidiomycota; Agaricomycetes; Agaricales; Agrocybaceae. Gene Ontology annotation, cellular component: membrane. Gene Ontology annotation, biological process: transmembrane transport. The record is from RefSeq and is a predicted model, not a curated record. Bases 1 to 1593 code for a protein of 530 amino acids.
AUGGCCGCCGUCGAUCAGAUUGAUAAAUUUCCUCAUGACGAUGCUAUAUCUUCUCCAAGCAUACGGAACUUUGGUGGUAGCGGUAUCGACGCCGAAGUAGUACAGUUUUUUGCUCAAAGCAAACUUGUUCCCCAAACUACUGUCAUUAACGAUGUCACAAACUCGAGGCUCAGGUGGCUCAUUCAUAAGCGAGUUCUCAGAUCACACCACAGCUUUGCUUUUCUGACCAUCAGCGUCUUUUCAGUUGCCCAAACUCUGGAUAAAGGAACAAUCAACUUCGCAUCGAUUAUGGGAAUUCGGGAAGACACUCGAUUGCAAGGGCAGCAAUAUGCAUGGCUAACAACUUGUGUGUAUAUAGCGAUACUUCUCUGGGAGUUCCCUACCAAUCGUCUAAUCCAGAGAUUACCUGUGGCAAAAUAUCUUGGUUUAAACAUUGCUGCUUGGGGUGCCGUCCUUGCAUGCACAGCUGCAUGCACUGAUUUUACAGGUCUCAUUAUUGUCAGAACUUUGCUGGGUGUUUUCGAAUGCGUAUGCCAACCUGCUUUUGUAUUUCUUUCGACAAUGUGGUACACUCGUGAGGAGCAAGCACUUGUUAUUGGUGCAUUUUAUUCGAUGAACGGCUUUCAGCAAUGUGUAGGCGGCUUGAUUGCAUAUGGAAUCGCUCAAGUGCACCAUGCCAGGUUAAAGAACUGGCAAAUUCUAUUCACGCUUCUUGGUUGCAUCACGUUUGUGUGGGGGCUCUUUGUGCUUUGGUGGCUUCCAGACAGUCCAAUGCGUGCUUCGUGUUUCUCACCUGAAGACCGACUACUUAUGGCAGAGAGAGUGAGGAAAAAUGAUACUGGAAUACAGAACAGGAAGUUUAAGUUCUAUCAAGCUCGCGAGGCGUUAAGAGAUUCGACUGUUUGGGCCGUCACAAUAAUAUCUAUCACAAAUGCUCUGCCAACUGGAGGAUUGGGGGCAUUCUCAAACAUCAUAUUGACUGAAUUUGGAUUUACUCAGCUACAAACAUACCUGUUGGCUAUCGCUCAAGGUGUUAUUAUCAUGAUCUUCCUUUUUAGCGCGGCUUAUCUUUCCAAAAGAUUCAACGAGCGUCUUAUUCUUGAAUUCAUUUACACAUUACCCAAUGUUGCGGGAACGAUUGUCUUCUUAUGCGUUCCGACUUCUGCUAAAACGAAAGUAGGCCUUCUUUUAGCAUUUUAUUGUACCCAAGGCUUCGGGGCUGUUGCUGUACUGAAUCUUGCUGUGAUGUCUGGAAAUAUUGGCGGAGUAUACUCUGACACAAUCAUCAUUCAAGAGCUUUUGUUUAGUGCAUGGGCAGUUGGAAAUGCCGUUGGUCCUCAGGUUUUCCGCGACAACGACAAACCAAGAUAUCUCAAAGCUUUCGUGGCCCACCUGGUCGUUUAUGGGGUUCAGCUUGUUACCAUCUUCGUUCUUCGGGUUCAUCUUAUGCGGCGAAAUGUACUGAAACGUCGAGAACGAUACAACAGGUCGCCAGAACAAACAGGACAAGAAGUUUUGGAUGAAAGCCUCGCCCACAAACAUGCCUUUGAUGACCUUACUGACCAAGAAAAUCCAGAAUUUACCACCAAUUAG